Molecule: messenger RNA, 4931 nt
Organism: Verruconis gallopava
Lineage: Eukaryota; Fungi; Ascomycota; Dothideomycetes; Venturiales; Sympoventuriaceae
Exons: 2
Coding region: 341-4861 (1506 amino acids)
Biological process (GO): transmembrane transport
Cellular component (GO): membrane
Molecular function (GO): ATP hydrolysis activity; ATP binding; ABC-type transporter activity
Source: RefSeq, a predicted model, not a curated record
AUCUCUUCUUGCCGAAAUAUUUUUUGCGACUUGUAAAUAGAUUGUUGCCUGCGCAUUCUCUUUCGUCCAUUCCCCUCACGUACUGAGCGCGCGCAGCCUCUCUCGAGUACGCUGCUUAGGCGGAUUCUUGCUUGCCUUCAUUCCCAUCUCUCGGCGGCGUAUCGUGAGCAUAAUUCGAUCUUUACGUCUCAGAAGACAAGGAACCGGGCUCGGGGAGCUUCAGGUCACCUGCUGAGGGCAGCACGGCAAACAGAGUCGAAGAGCUUUGGAUUAAAAUUGCGUCUGAAUAAAAUUGGUUCUGCGGCCACUCGUUCAGAAGUCUCAAUAUCAUAGGAGCGGAAUGGCUCCUCCUCCGUCGAUGGCGGAGAGGAGGGAAAACGACCACGGCACCGCGCCUGCGACGAAUCUGCCAGUCCCUUCGCCUAGUGAGGAAAACGAAGCCGUCAAUGGUCCCGUUUAUUCUGAAAAGGACGAUGCAUAUGACGUGACCGCUCGACCAAGUUCGGAGAGCUUGCACCAUACAUAUACUUCAAUUGUGCCUCCCGACCAUGGAGUCAACGUCAAGCGCGCAGAAGCUGAUUUUGCCGAAUUGAGUAGAGAGCUUUCCAAGUCCUCGGCUCAGGCUGGUCGAAUUUCUAGAGUGCAAAGCAAAAGAAGUCACUCCAAGCUGAAAGACGAGGAGAAAGACGUGGUCGUCUCUUCAAGUGACUCCGAGGAGACCGAUGAGCCGUUCGAUCUGGAGGCAACGCUGCGCGGCAACAAAGGCGAAGAGGAGGCGUCAGGAAUCAAGACCAAACGCAUCGGCGUCAUCUGGGACGGCUUGACGGUCAGUGGGCUUGGUGGCGUCAAGAAUUAUGUCAAAACCUUUCCGUGGGCAUUCGUGAGCUUUUUCAACGUCUAUGAGACAGCGAAAAAUCUUCUCGGAUUGGGCAGGAAGGGACAAGUCUUCAACAUCUUGAAGGACUUCCGCGGUGUCUUGAAACCAGGCGAGAUGUGCCUUGUCUUAGGUCGGCCUGGGUCUGGCUGCACUACCUUCUUGAAAGUCAUCUCCAAUCAGCGGUACGGCUACACAAAUAUCAGUGGCGAGGUGUUGUAUGGCCAGUUCGAUGCAGCCACGUUCAGCAAACGAUACCGUGGCGAAGCCGUAUACAAUGGAGAGGACGACAUCCACCACCCUACCCUGACCGUUGGUCAAACGCUUGAGUUUGCACUAGAUACCAAGAUUCCCGGUAAGCGGCCUGCCGGUUUGUCACGAGCUGACUUCAAAGAAAGGGUCAUCAAUCUCAUGUUGAAUAUGUUUAAUAUUGCACACACACGAAACACCAUCGUUGGCAAUCCUUUUGUUCGUGGCAUCAGUGGAGGAGAGCGCAAACGUGUCUCUAUCGCUGAGAUGAUGGUUACGGGAGCGACUGUGUGCUCGUGGGACAACACCACUCGUGGUCUUGAUGCGUCAACUGCUGUGGAUUGGGCUCGGUCACUUCGUGUCCUGACCGACAUCUACGGUUUAACAACAUUUGUGUCACUCUAUCAAGCUAGCGAGAAUAUAUACACACAGUUCGAUAAGGUCAUGGUCAUCGAUCAAGGUCGAUGUGUGUACUUCGGCCCAGCGAAGGAAGCUAGAGCAUAUUUUGAGGGACUCGGUUUCCUCGAGAAACCUCGUCAAACUACUCCAGAUUACCUCACUGGAUGUACCGAUCCUUAUGAACGAGAGUACAAGCAAGGUAGAAGCGCUGAGAAUGUCCCCAGUACGCCUGACGCACUCGCAAAAGCCUACACCGAGUCUGCCAUUUACAAGAACCAAGACCGCGAGAUGGCUGCAUACAGACAACAGAUCAAAGAGGAAAGACAGGUUUACGAAGAUUUCCAACAAGCCGUGAAGGACAGCAAACGUCACACCUCGCACAAGAAUGUGUACACCAUUCCAUUCUACCUCCAAACCUGGGCUCUCAUGAAGCGGCAAUUUCUUCUGAAGUGGCAAGAUAAGUUUGCGCUAACCGUGAGCUGGAUUACCGCGAUCGUCGUGGCUAUCAUUGUUGGAACUGUGUGGCUUGAUCAACCAAAAACUUCUGCCGGCGCUUUCACGCGAGGUGGAGUCCUGUUUAUUUCAUUGCUUUUCAACGCUUUUCAGGCCUUUGGGGAGUUGCCGGCCGUUAUGAUGGGUCGAUCGAUUGUGAACAAACACCGCGCCUACGCAUUCCAUCGGCCUUCGGCGUUGUGGAUUGGGCAGAUCAUGGUUGACAUGCUCUUUGCCGCCGUUCAAAUUCUCGUUUUUUCCAUCAUGGUCUACUUCAUGUGCAACCUGGUUCGCGACGCCGGCGCAUUCUUUACAUUCUACCUCAUGAUAGUAGUCACAUAUCUAUGCAUGACACUCUUUUUUCGAACCGUUGGCUGUCUCUGCCCGGAUUUCGACGUUGCCAUUCGGCUCGCUGCCACAAUUAUUACUCUGUUCGUGUUAACAUCAGGAUAUUUGAUUCAAUGGAACUCAGAGCAGGUCUGGCUACGUUGGAUUUUCUACAUUAAUGCAUUAGGCCUCGGAUUUUCGUCUCUGAUGAUGAAUGAGUUCAGCCGUUUAAACUUGACGUGUGAGGGCGCAAAUCUCAUUCCCAAUGGACCUGGGUAUGGCGACAUAAAGCAUCAGUCAUGCACGCUGACUGGAAGCAAGCCGGGGCAACCUAUUGUUAGUGGCGCGGAUUAUAUCAGGCAGGGAUUUGCAUAUCAGCCAGGCGAUCUGUGGCGCAACUUCGGCAUCAUUGUCUCCUUAGUUGUCGCCUUCCUGAUCGCGAACGUGUUCCUCGGCGAGUACGUUAAAUGGGGCGCAGGUGGGAAAACUGUCACUUUUUACGCGAAGGAAAAUAAGGAGACCAAAAAACUCAAUGCUGCUCUUGCUAAGCGCAAAGAGAACAGAAACCGCAAAGACGAUACCGGUGGUUCUCAACUCAACAUUGAGUCCAAAGCUAUUCUCACUUGGGAAGGUCUUAACUACGACGUGCCCGUACCAUCUGGUCAGCUACGGCUGCUCAAAGACAUCUUUGGAUACGUCAAGCCUGGGCAAUUGACAGCUCUAAUGGGAGCAUCAGGUGCCGGAAAAACUACAUUGCUUGAUGUCCUUGCGGCCAGGAAAAAUAUCGGAGUGAUCUCUGGCCAGAUCCUCGUUGAUGGCGUGCAGCCGGGAAAGGCAUUUCAACGUGGCACAUCUUAUGCUGAACAGCUGGAUGUUCAUGAGGACGCGGCGACCGUCCGCGAAGCGCUGCGUUUUUCGGCUGACCUCAGACAACCCUAUCAUGUUUCAAGAGAGGAAAAAUACGCAUACGUGGAAGAAGUUAUCAGUCUUCUCGAAAUGGAGGACAUUGCGGACGCAAUCAUUGGUUCGCCUGACUCAGGUCUUGCUGUGGAGCAGCGAAAGCGAGUUACCAUCGGUGUCGAGUUGGCCGCAAAACCUGAGCUUCUCCUGUUCUUAGAUGAACCAACCUCCGGCCUCGAUUCACAGUCAGCUUUCAACAUUGUUCGGUUCCUACGUAAGCUCGCAGCGGCAGGCCAGGCAAUCCUGUGCACGAUUCACCAGCCAAACUCAGCACUUUUCGAAAACUUUGAUCGCCUCCUCCUCCUUCAGCGCGGGGGACAAUGCGUCUACUUUGGGGACAUCGGAAAAGAUGCCCAAACCCUUCUGUCGUAUUUCUCGAAGCAUGGUGCCCACUGCCCACCUGACGCAAAUCCGGCAGAGUGGAUGCUUGAUGCCAUAGGAGCAGGCAUUGCGCCACGUAUAAACCCGGACGGCAAUCCGAAUAAAGAUUGGGCGGACACAUGGCGUGAAUCUGAAGAGUUAGCAUCGAUAAAACAGGAUAUCAUUCGCAUGAAGCAGGAGCGCUCGCAGGAAGUUAGUGCUGCUCUGCUUGGGGAGCAACACGAGUACGCAACACCGCUGUGGCACCAGAUCAAAAUCGUCUGCACCCGCCAAUCGCUUUCAUUCUGGCGAACGCCCAAUUAUGGGUUCACUCGCCUUUUCAAUCACGUCAUCAUUGCCCUUCUCACCGGAUUAUGCUACCUUCAACUGGACGACUCGAAGACUUCACUUCAGUAUCGCGUUUUCAUCAUCUUCCAGGUAACCGUCCUCCCCGCCCUCAUUCUGGCCCAGGUGGAACCAAAAUAUGCCAUGGCAAGGAUGAUCAGUUACAGGGAGCAAGCCGCCAAAGCCUACCGCACAUUCCCAUUUGCGUUAUCUAUGGUCGUUGCUGAGAUGCCAUACAGUAUACUGUGCGCUGUAGCUUUCUUUCUGCCCAUCUACUACAUACCAGGCCUUCAGUCGGCGCCUAGUCGCGCCGGGUACCAGUUCUUCAUGGUUCUUAUCACUGAAUUUUUCUCUGUUACGCUUGGCCAAAUGAUUGCGGCACUGACCCCAACACCGUUUAUCGCAGCACUCACAAAUCCCUUCGUGAUCAUCGUAUUUGCUCUCUUCUGUGGCGUAACAGUGCCCAGGCCUCAAAUUCCCAAAUUCUGGCGCGCAUGGCUGUAUGAACUGGAUCCGUUCACUCGUCUCAUCGGUGGCAUGGUAGUCACUGAGCUCCAUGGAGAGAUUGUUCGCUGUCGCUCGUCAGAAUUCAACACUUUCACCGCCCCCGAGGGUCAAACAUGUGGCCAGUAUAUGUCGGAUUUCUUUGCCGCUGGAGGCAGCGGGUACAUUCUGAACAACGACACCAGCAACUGCCAGUACUGUGCCUAUAGUGUUGGGGAUCAGUUUUACGCGCCCCUUGGAUACUCUUUUGAUACUAGGUGGCGCGAGCUAGGUAUUCUCGCCGCUUUUAUCGGAAGUAAUUUGAUCAUCUUGUUCCUCGGGGCACGAUUCCUCAAUUUUAACAAGCGGUAACAAGUUGGACAUUGUGUGCUGCAGGGAAGGAAUAAAAAAAAAGCAAAAGUUUUUUAAUUGAAGAAGAUUA